AAAGAAUUUCGACGACAAUACGACGUGAUGGAAGAGAUUAGUCGAGGCGGAUUUGGUAUUGUCUACCGAGCCGUUCGACUCUCCGACAACUUGCCAGUAGCUGUGAAAUUCGUCGAACACAAGCACGUUCGCGAAUGGACCUUGACAUGUAGUCAGCUCAUGCCGUCAGAGGUAUGCCAUUUGGAGACGUGUCGCGACAUACCGGGUGUGAUCCGGCUUAUUGAUUGGUUUGCCAAUUCGAAGGGAUUUCUAAUUGUUAUGGAGCGACCAGAAAAUUGUAUGGACAUCUUUGAUUUGAUAUCCACUUAUGGUAAACUUGACGAAGAUACAGCACGGGGUAUUUUCAAACAAGUAGUAGACUCCGUGUGUGCGAUGUACGUCCAGCACGGCCUGAUUCAUCGUGAUAUCAAGUGUCCAUAA
Molecule: messenger RNA, 420 nt
Organism: Angiostrongylus costaricensis
Lineage: Eukaryota; Metazoa; Nematoda; Chromadorea; Rhabditida; Metastrongylidae
Source: the annotation of a GenBank genome assembly